AUGGUUUCUGAGGGAGGAGAUUCGCCUGUGGGAGCAACAAAUGGCGACCGUGUUUCUGAAGAACGCCUUUUUCAAGCUCUGUAUGAUAUGGAGGUUUUCCGGUUGGGUGAAUACUACUUGAAAUCUGGACAAAUGACUCCUAUCUACAUUGAUCUUCGCCGCACCUUCAGCAGUCCAAAAACUUUGCGCUUGGCUGCACAGACUAUCUGCGACAUUGUUAUUGCCAAAGGGUUGCGAUGCGAUUACGUCGUCGGCGUCCCAUAUGCUGCACUACCUUUAGCAACGCAUGUGAGCGAUAUUUUGGAUGUACCAAUGUUAAUGAAGCGUAAAGAGGCGAAAUCCUACGGCACUGGGAAACUGAUAGAGGGUGUGUAUCAACCGGGCGGCACAGCACUUAUUGUCGAAGAUACCGUUACCAGUGGAGAGUCGAUUCGUGAAACUGCUGAGGCUUUGAGGAAGGAGGGUUUAAAGGUAACCGAUGCUGUGGCAGUGCUGGACAGACAGCAAGGAGGUGCUAAGGAGUUAGCUAAGUAUGGUAUCAACUUUCACAGCACGCUCACCAUGGACAAAAUUCUCAGUGGUUUAAUUGCAAAAAAGCAGAUUACUGAGGAGAGAAAACGUGAAAUAAUCGAGCAUCUGAACAAGCCUUUCUAA
Messenger RNA from Strongylus vulgaris, 654 nucleotides. Lineage: Eukaryota; Metazoa; Nematoda; Chromadorea; Rhabditida; Strongylidae. The record is from the annotation of a GenBank genome assembly.